Molecule: messenger RNA, 698 nt
Organism: Symsagittifera roscoffensis
Lineage: Eukaryota; Metazoa; Xenacoelomorpha; Acoela; Convolutidae
Exons: 3
Coding region: 188-658 (156 amino acids)
Source: RefSeq, a predicted model, not a curated record
CUUUUAAUUUCGCGGAUUCAAAUUACCGCCUGCAAUUUCUUGAUAUCGUUUGUCAAAAAAAAACUAUUGACAGAAAUAAUUCUGUUGAUGUGUUUAUAAUAGAGUUGCCACUGAAAAAAAAAUUAAUCUCCAUCUAAAUAUUUGUUUUUGAAUUGAAACAAGAAUUAAUUGUGAAUAUCCUGUGGAUAUGUCCAACAAUUUAAACAAGGAAGUAAAUGGAACUCAGCGAACUUCUGGGAAAAGAACACAAUGUUAUCUGAAACUAUGCCUACUGGGUGGAAUAGUUGUGAUUGUUGCAACCGGGAUUGUAGUUGGUAUUAUAAUUUAUGUUCACUUCAAUUCGUCCGAUUCGGAUGAAAAUUACAGCGAUAGUGACGUCGCCAACCAUUAUGGAGUCACCAACGCCAACGACAAUGUCGCUGCCACCGUCAAUGUAACCGAGACUUUGACCUACGAGAUUCCCAACUGGGAAGGCCAGGAACUCAACUAUGAAGACUGGUGUCAUCUCUGGACGCGAGGGCCACAAGUAGGCGAUCCGGACCCAAUGAGUGAUUUCCCAGACCCAGAGCAGUUCCUGGCGGCCUGCUACUCGUACUACUAUGCGUAUUUCAAUUCCUACGACCCGCAGAACAAUCCUUACUAUUAUCAGCCGAAAUAAAUGGACAAAACAAUUGUAUUAACUUAAACUGCCCAAAUUA